AUGGUACUUAUGAGUGCUGAUGCCAUUGAUGAUAGAAGUGCGGUAGACCGGAAUUAUCGGUGUUAUUCGCGUCGACAAACGCAAUCAACAAGUCAUCACGGACUGAGAUAUAAACGACUAAGCAGCUCAGCUGCAGAGGUUCAACAUUCGCAUAGUGAUGAUGAUGAAAAAUAUUCGUUGAAUGUAGUUCAUGGUAGUGGAUUGUUGGAAAGUACUCAUUCACUUACCUAUCUUGAAUGGGUACAUGAAAGGCAAACAAGACGUAUGCGUACACGGUCUGAAUGGUUCCUUUUGCCUGCAUCGUCAGCAAAAAAUAGCGGCACAUCACAGUUAAGUGCUUCUGAACUUUCCUCUACUAGCAUGCUUCAACCGUAUUCUCAGUUUGAUGACUCAACAGUGAGGUCACGUGAGAGACGCACGGAAAGUUCAGAUAAUGCUGAUGAAUGUCUCAUAAAUAAAACAUGCGAAGGAGCAAUCACCUCAUCUUCAAUUAAUGUAUCUGGAGAACUUCCUGCAGCAACACAGCCAGCAAUGUCUCCAACAUCUAGGAUAGCUGGUGGUAUCGUUCGUCGACGUUCUUGGCGUACUCAUUACGUACGUCCUAAUCGAAUCGUUGAGAGUGGUAAUAAGGAACGAGAUUCGAGCGAAGUUACUAUUAUUUCAUGUAGAUCAGCGCCGUUAUACCGUCGUAAUGUACCACAUACGUGCAGUCGAAGUUUGCCAGGUACUGGACAACCUAUACUACUACCAUCAUCUUUGAUUGAAUUGCAACAGCAGAGGCAGAAAUCAGGGGCAUCAUCACCGGAGUUUGAAAGGCGUUAUUAUCCAAAAAAUGGUAGUGAUAGUAGUAUUUCUCAUGGGAGAAGGUCAAAAACUGUUUCACAAUUUAAAAAUGUUCAUUUCUAA
Molecule: messenger RNA, 906 nt
Organism: Brugia pahangi
Lineage: Eukaryota; Metazoa; Nematoda; Chromadorea; Rhabditida; Onchocercidae
Source: the annotation of a GenBank genome assembly